AUGCGGGGCAUCGUCGUUGAGGACCUGAGGUUAGAGCAUGCUCCACGUCGCCCCCUCUAUGGGAUUGGUGAGACAGUGACCGACUGACCGUACAAAUCAACCAACACCCAUAAAUCCCCACACCCGGCCGGGCGGCAAAGCAACGAACCCCCUGGCUUAACAACCGACACCCAAUUGCCUCCCGACAAUGCAAGUCAAAGUCGGAAAGACCACCCACGUGUCCCCCUCCACACCACCCUUCCACCAAGACCAUGUCCUCCCUCUCUCACACCUCGACACCGACCCCAACCUCCGACUCUCCUUCCGUUACCUCCGCGCCUACCUUAACAGUACCUCCACCACUCACCCUAACCCACCCUCUCACGUCAUCUCCACCGUCCUCUCCGCCGCUCUCGUCCACUACUACCCUCUCGCCGCCACUCUUCGCCGCCGCCCGGGUGACCACCGCCUUGAGGUGUUUUGCGCCGCUGGCCAAGCUGUCCCUCUUGUUCACGCCACCGUGGACUGUACGCUUGACUCACUGAACUACCUCGACGACCCGGAUGCGCAUUUUGUGGAGCAGCUGGUUCCCGACCCGAGCCCGGAGGAGGAGGGGCUGGUCAACCCGUGUGUGCUACAGGUCACGGUGUUCAAGUGUGGGGGUUUUACUCUGGGAGCCGCGAUACACCACUCGCUGUGUGAUGGACUCGGCGGGACUCAGUUCUUCAAUGCAAUGGCUGAGUUGGCUCGGGGGGCGAGUCGGCUGUCGGUUGAGCCGGUGUGGGAUAGGGCGAGCUUGUUAGGGCCCAGAGACCCGCCAAAAGUUGAGGUGCCGAUCCAUGAGUUUUUGAGUUUGGAUAAGGAGUUUUUACCGUACAGCCAUGCCAGUCUUGGUCAGGUUGCGAGGGAAUGGUUUCAUGUGAGGGACGAGUGCUUGGACCAUAUCAAGACGUUGCUGUUUGAACGAUCUGGGUUGAGAUUCACCACGUUUGAAGCUUUGGGUGCUUUCAUAUGGCGAGCCAAGGUAAAAGCCUCGGGGGUUCCAGGUGACGAGAAUGUGAAGUUUGCAUACUCCAUCAACAUACGGAAACAGGUAACGCCGGCAUUACCCGCGGGUUAUUGGGGCAACGGUUGCGUUGCAAUGUACGUGAAUCUCAGCGCCAAAGAGGUGGCAGAGAAACCGAUUUGGGAAACGGCGGAGCUGAUCAGAAAGAGCAAAAGCAACGCCACCGAUGAAUACGUUCGAUCAUUCAUUGACUUUCAGGAUCUUCAUUAUGGAGAUGGGAUCACGGCAGGAAAAAGGGUGAGUGGGUUCACAGACUGGCGGCACUUGGGGCACUCGACGGUGGAUUUUGGGUGGGGUGGCCCUGUAACCGUUCUGCCACUUUCAAGGAACCUUCUUGGAAGCGUUGAGCCUUGCUUUUUCUUGCCUUAUUCCUCUGCCAGUGCCGGAAGGAAGGAUGGUUUCAAGGUGUUGGUGACUUUGGAAGAGAGUGCGGUGCCUGCUUUCAGAGAAGAGAUGAGCAAGUUUAGCAGCCCUGAAUUUGGGUGGUCUUGUGAUGCAGCGUGAUGUGGUAGAGUGCAGCGAAGAACAACAAUAAAGCAACGGAUAACUAAUUCUAGAUUAUCUUUAAAAAUAAAUAAUUAAAAAAAAUUGAAGUAGUGUCCGAAUUUGCUCUCAACCUAUGUAGCUGUGUGGGUGAUCUUCAACCAUUUCCGAAGACAUUGAACCACCCCUAUUGCCUUGUGGGAGUGCGGUGCUUCGACUAUCCUUAAUCAUUUUAGAGUCGCUAAAUCACCUCUCAACUAGCAGUCCCUUUUUUUUUUUUUUUUUUUUUUUUUUGUUCUUUUAAAUUUUUUUUUUUACAAGUAAUUUAGACAAUUCAAGUGAAAAAAUGUCACCUGCAUCUGCA
Messenger RNA from Corylus avellana, 1892 nucleotides. Its product is annotated as HXXXD-type acyl-transferase family protein. Lineage: Eukaryota; Viridiplantae; Streptophyta; Magnoliopsida; Fagales; Betulaceae. The record is from RefSeq and is a predicted model, not a curated record.